AUCCGUGGGAUGCAGGCGAACAUAUCAAACAAAGCCCUGUUCAUGAUUCCGCUCGUUUUCAAAUAGGCAUGCGCGAUUAGAACUCAGUCAGAUCAAGGGCUCCGCUCUACAGUGUGAUUGAAAUUUAAGGCAAUGAUCCCUCUUUAGCGGAGGCUGCAUUCACGGUAAACGCUGCAUAUGUCGGCUCAAUCGGAAAUUACCUUUACAUUUAUAUUGGGAAAUCUCUUUACGCUUUAGCUUUACAGAUUGAAUAGAGCUUUGAUAAACGCUGGGAGCAAUAUCUAGAUGUUGACCCAUAUUUUAUUGAAUUUAUUGUAUAAAAAAAAAUCUAAUAAGAGAAAAUUACGGAGGUCCGGACCUCGGUGUCCUCGUAAGUAGCUAUAGCCAUCCAACAGAAGAGUAGGAUAUGAUGGAGAGAGACACCAGAAGAACAGGCCAUAACAGAAGAGGAUAGACAAAGGAGAGUAACUAACAAUGACCUAAGACAGUAAAAGACAAAACACAGAGAAAGUGACAGAAGAGAUAAAGAAUUAGCAUGUGAGGUGAAAAAGACUGUGAAAUUACUAUUAAAACAAUUAUUUAUUUUUUACACAUUUUACAACCAGGCCAGGAUUAGAGAGGAGGAGACGUCAUUGGUCUCCGUAGUGGCACCGUGGUCUAAGACACUGAAUAUUAGUGCUAGAGGCGUCACUACAGACCCUGGUUCGACUCCAGGCUGUAUCACAACCGACCGAUAUUGGGAGUCCCAUAGGGCGGCGCACAAUUGUUUGACCGGGGAGGCCGUCAUUGUAAAUAACAAUUCGUUCAUAACUGACUUGCCUAGUUAAAUAAAAAAAGGCAACGCUUGAGUUUCAAGUUUGGGAAAGCACAUUUUUACCAUAAAAAGGCACCUUUAUAAUAAAGCAUUCCAUGCAUCAUCGCAUUUGUAGACUUAUGUACGAUAGCCUACUAUUCGUAAUGUGACGAGUUGAUUGGAUAGUCAGAAUUUAGGAUAAUAAUAUAACUCAAUCACUGUUUACAAAAAAGACAGUUCAAUGCAUAGCUGGGCGCGCAUUGCGUAGAGUUCUUCAGAUACGUUUCUUCUUUGCACAGCAAAAUGUGUCUUUUUAUAAAUACGCUACAUUUCAUGCACUUCUACUACACUUGACUGGCAACAUUAGCAGCAUCUGUUUUAAUAUGAUAGGCAUAUGAGAAGGGGAGACACAAACAGUAUGACUCCAUCUAAAAUGGAAGAGGAAAUUAUUGUUUAAUACCAGACUUAAGUGGCACCGACCGACCCAACAAUGAUCAAGAGUGACUAUGCACAGUGCGCACUCACCGGGGAUAUUGCCUAUGUGCUGGUGCCAAUAAAAUAGGCCACAAGGCCUGCUGUUGUUCACUCAAUUAAGUUGAACAUUUUGAUAACUAAAAGACAGAUUAGUAUUUUCAUUGUCUUCUCUUUACAGUAAUAACCAUUUGCAUUCUAAACUAUGUUUCCCCACGAUUUGUAUUUUGACAUAUUGCAAUAUGCCAGGCUGCGCCUCUACUUUUCAUUGACAGUUGCAACUCAACAACCAUGUAUUUGACAUUUGCCACAGGGGCUUCCAAAAUUGCACAGGCUGCCUGUCCUUCUGACUGUUAGCAAUGCGAUUUAAAACAACAAAAAGUGAAUGAUCCUCUGUGGCCAAAUCAUGCUUUAGUAGCCUAUUUUGAAUGAUUGUAUUUAUUUCUGUAUAGACAGGAUUAGUAUAAUUAGGCUACAUAAUUUCCCUAGCCUUACUGACCGCCACCUAUGAGAGACCACAACCUAGAAGACUAAGAGACAGCAACAGAAGAGGGCAGAGAAAGUGAUGGAGAAAGGAAGCGGAGGGCUGAGCAAUGAGAUGCAGCUGAGCAUUGCGAUGAAGGUGAAGAGUGGGGAGCUGACCAUCGAGGAUGCCCUGAACCAGGCCAGGAGAGACAACCAAGAGCAUCUAAAGCAAAACCUGGCCACGGAGGAACAGCUAGCUUCCCAGUACAACUUCAGUGUUUACAAGUACAGCUGCUACAGAUGGCAGAAGCGCAUUCUUCAGAUUGACUUCAACACUAAAAUGGUGUGCAGCAUAGAGAAAGGCACCGUAAAGCGGCAGCUGCCCUUCCUGUGUGUUAAGAGCUGCGAUGACAGAGUUGGGGCCAAGUUCUCUGUCUCUUUCAGAGGAAGACAUGACUAUGAGCUGGAGGCCACCUCACUAGAGGACAAACACAAGAUGAUGCAGCUUGUAAACAAGAUCGUCUACAGAAACGUCUACAGCCAUCCAGUAGAGGGCAGUGAAGAGAAGUGUGAACGGCCUCCAGCACCAAAGACCCUCAUGGAGGGCCUGUUGUUCCUGCAAAGAGGAGGCUUGGCAUCGUUUAAAUGGGUGAAGUACGAGGCUCGCCUUCACCCUGGCCAGCUGAACCUGCUCCCCAUCAGCCGACGGGCGGUAGAUGGGGAGCAGUCCUUGCCAUUUGUCAUUAAUUUCUCAGACGGGGACAACAGCUUUGAGAAGCAGCACAGCUGUGACACCUUCACUCUGCUGACACACAAGAAUGAGUACCAGUUCCGGGUACCUGUGAGAGACCAUUCUAAGAGCACAGAAGCCAUCCAGAGAGAGAGGGAUGCCUGGGUCCAGGCCAUAGAUAAACUGUGCCUGGACUGGAAACGCAAGUCUCAAUCUGAGCACAUCUAUGAGGAUCCUAGGGUUACAGAUCUAAGAAUCUAUGACAAUAUCCAAUACAUUAUAGAGGAGAGCAAAUCCACAGGCAGAGAAGGCUUCAGCGUAUCAGAUCCGGUGUUGGGUGCAGCAGAUCAGAUAUCAGGGGUAGGGAAGGUGCCAAGAAUUCCUACGACCUCUCCAGCAAAAGCUGUCCUGAAAUCUCGCAGCCCUGUGAAGUCAUCUGUGAAUGUCCCUGUCCCUGGUUCUGUAGUUGUCCCUAGUCAUGUGCCUGUCCCUGGUCCUGCCCCUGUCUCUGUUCCCACCACCCUUGUGAUCCCAGCACCCUCCUUCAUCCCUAUGCCUCCUCCAUUGACCUUAAAUGAACCCAGUAGAAAACCCUUAACAGAGCGAACCAGGGCUUUUCAUUGGGAGAAAGUUGGUUCGGAUAAGGUACUACUAUGGAUGUGUUUGUUUAUCCCUAUUUAUUACACUACAUUUGUAAGCAUGUAAUAUAGUCAUGCACAUUGACAAUGUUAUAUGAUAUUGCAUUAUGUUAUAUUUCAGCAAUAAUGCACGAGUGGUGUGGUAUAUGGUCAAUAUACCACGGCUAAGGGCUGUUCUUAGGCAGGACGCAGCCCUUAGCCGUGGUAUAUUGGCCAUAUACCACAAACCCCCAAGGUGCCUUAAUGCUAUUAUAAACUGGUUAUCAACGUAAUUAGAGCUGUAAAAAUAAAUGUUUUGUCAUACCAGUGGUAUACGGUCUGAUAUACCACCGCUGUCAGCCAAUCAGCAUUCAGGGCUC
Salvelinus fontinalis (brook trout) is the source of this 3456-nucleotide messenger RNA. RefSeq lists its product as uncharacterized. The record is from RefSeq and is a predicted model, not a curated record. Bases 1830 to 3164 code for a protein of 444 amino acids. The transcript has 7 exons. NCBI's taxonomy places the organism in Eukaryota, Metazoa, Chordata, Actinopteri, Salmoniformes, Salmonidae.